AAUGGACUCCAAAAUAUAGGGUGCACAUUGCAAUUUCAAAAAUUGUAAACCUCAAGAAGCAAAUUCCUACAACCUAAGCUGCGCUCGCCGGCCGUCUCUCCUCCACUCUCUAAGCCGUCCGACGGCGGCGGCGGCGGCGACGCCACCAGAAGGACUCCAGAUGCCGCCCAACCACCGUCCGGCGCCGGAGCCCUUCAAGCCUUACUUCUUCUACGGCCACCGCAAGUCCUCCCAGAACCGCCCCGUCGUGUACGGCGGCCUCUUCUCCUCCCGCAAGGCCAUCGCCGCCCGGCGAAGCCCGAGACCCACGAGCCCUCCGGCCCCCUUCCACCUCCACGAAUGGGACCCGGACCACCACGGCGCCCUCCAAUCUCCGCCGCCGGCGCCCGAGCCUGCCUCCUCCCUCGCCGCCUCGCGCCGCCUCUCUCCGAUCGCCCGGUUCAUCGUCGACGCGUUCCGCCGGAACCGCGGCGACUGGGGCCCGCCCGUCGUCGCCGAGGUGCUCAAGGCGGAGAAUAACGCCACGAUCGCCUCCAAGUUCUUUGCUUGGGCAGGUAGGCAAAAGGGUUAUAGGCAUGACUAUGCUGCCUAUAAUGCACUUGCUUAUUGCUUGAAUAGGAACGACAAGUUCCGGGCUGCUGACCAGGUGCCCGAGUUGAUGGACUCGCAUUGGAAGCCGCCUAGUGAGAAGCAAUUCGAGAUUUUGAUUAGGAUGCAUGCGGAUGCCAGGAGGGGAUUGAGGCUUUACUAUGUGUAUGAGAAGAUGAAGAAGUUCGGCGUGAAGCCACGUGUUUUCUUGUAUAACAAGAUUAUUGAUGGGUUGGUGAGGACUGAUCAUUUGGAUCUGGCAUUGUCUGUUUACGAUGAUUUUAGGUUUGAUGGCCUAGUUGAGGAUAGCGUCACUUACAUGAUCCUGAUAAAAGGAUUGUGUAAGGCAGGGAGGAUUAAUGAAAUGAUGGAGAUUUUGGCUAAAAUGAGAGCAAACUUGUGCAAGCCGGAUGUUUUUGCAUACACGGCAAUGGUUAAGAUAUUGGUUUCGGAGGGGAAUUUAGACGGAUGCUUAGGGGUGUGGGAGGAAAUGAAGAGAGAUGGUGUCAAGGCUGAUGUUAUGGCAUAUGGAACCUUGGUUACGGGAUUGUGUAAAGGAAAGAGAACGGACAAGGCCUUUGAGCUGUUUCAGGAGAUGAAAGCAAAAUGUUUUUUAAUUGAUCGGGCGAUUUAUGGCGUAUUAGUUGAGUCAUUUGUUGCAUGUGGCAAAGUUGAAUCUGCUUGUGGCUUGUUGAAGGAUUUAAUUGACUUAGGAUAUCAGGCUGACUUGCGGAUCUAUAACGCUCUUAUUGAAGGCUUGUGUAGUGUCAAGCAUGUUGAUAAGGCUCACAAGCUUUUCUUUAUAAUGUUGCAGGAUGAUCUUUGGCCAGAUUUCAGGACAGUUAAUCCCAUUCUGGUUUCUUACGCUGAGAUGAGAAGAAUGGAGGAUUUCAGCAAGUUGCUGAUGCAGAUGGAGAAGUUUGGAUUUUCUGUGAUGAACGAUCUCUCCAGUUUCUUCUCAUCUUUCGUUUGUGUGGAAGAGAGGAUACCAAUAGCUUUAGAUGUUUUCAGGGACUUGAAAGUAAAAGGUUACUGCAGCGUGUCGAUCUACAAUAUCCUGUUGGGGGCUUUGAAAAAGUCUGGGGAUGUGAAAUUAGUAAUGUCUCUAUUUGAUGAAAUGAAGAGCACCCAAAUCAAGCCCAAUUCCUUGACUUACAGUAUCACAAUCGAAUGUCUUGUUGCGCUCGGGGAAAUAAAAGAGGCGUGCACAUUUUAUAAUAAGAUAAUGGAGAUGUCGUGUCUCCCCUCUAUAGAUGCAUAUUGUUCUCUUGCUAAAGGACUCAGCAAAAUCGGGGAGAUUGAUGCGACUAUGAUGCUCAUCCGUGAUUGCCUGGCCAGUGUUAUGAGUGGACCCAUGGAGUUCAAAUACUCUCUGACGAUUCUCCAUGCAACUAAGUCAGGGCAGGCUGAGAAAGUGGUUGAAGUCCUGGAUGAGAUGGUGCAAGAGGGCUUCCCUCCAAGUGAUGUUGCAUUCUGUGCUGUCAUCUCUGGAUUUUGUAAGCAUGGGACAAUAGAAGAAGCUAGAAAAGUCUUUUCAAGUAUGCAACAGCACAAACUUUUGAAGGAAUCAGAUGCAAUUGUUUAUGAGGACAUGCUGGUUGAACACAUGCAGAAGAAGACUGCAGACCUAGUUUUAUCGGGAUUGAAAUUUUUUGGCUUGGAAAGAAAAUUGAAAGCAAAGGAAUGUAACCUGUUGCCUUUGUGAUGAUACAUGGGUUCUAUGUUCAUUCUACCACCACU
Molecule: messenger RNA, 2328 nt
Organism: Eucalyptus grandis
Lineage: Eukaryota; Viridiplantae; Streptophyta; Magnoliopsida; Myrtales; Myrtaceae
Product: pentatricopeptide repeat-containing protein At4g20740
Exons: 1
Coding region: 161-2293 (710 amino acids)
Molecular function (GO): protein binding
Source: RefSeq, a predicted model, not a curated record